Penicillium lagena is the source of this 1245-nucleotide messenger RNA. RefSeq names its product diacylglycerol/lipid kinase family protein. The transcript has a single exon. Lineage: Eukaryota; Fungi; Ascomycota; Eurotiomycetes; Eurotiales; Aspergillaceae. The coding region runs from base 1 to 1245 and encodes 414 amino acids. Gene Ontology annotation, cellular component: intracellular membrane-bounded organelle; membrane; cytoplasm. Gene Ontology annotation, biological process: sphingosine biosynthetic process. The record is from RefSeq and is a predicted model, not a curated record.
AUGGCGGACGUCGUAGACCCGGCGCUUCGAUCUGGCGAAGACUGGAUUGCGCGGGAAGACAUUCUGGGAAUCCUGCCCACGGCAGACCUGGCCUACCGGGUGCUGUUCUUCGACAGCGGCCAUACUCGCUUGAAGACGGUGGUUAUCCCCACCCUACCCUCGGAGCUGUCGUCCCUGCUGGUCACCGAUCUUCCCGCCCACCUGCAGCACGGUUUGCUCCAGGUCGUCAUCUCCGCGCGGUCUGGUACGGGGACAGCCCCCGCCGUAUUCUCAGAUCUGGUCCAGCCUUUUCUUGCCUCUCUGGGGCGGGACUACGAAGUCUAUGAGACCGAGACCGAGAACACGAUUUCGGAACUGGCUCGGACGAAAUUCCUCGAGCGCGCCUGCCAGGGGAUCGCGCAAACGAUCGUCCUGCUCACCGGGGAUGGCGGGCUGGUAGACCUGGUCGACGUCUUCUACAAGUCCGACCGCACGGUGUCGGUGCCGCCCACCAUCGCCCUGAUCCCCUGUGGGACCGGCAAUGCUAUGGCCAGCUCCAUUGGGCUCCGAUCUGGACCGAUGUCAGGUCUACCGGCCCUGCUCCGGGGCCAGCCAUCUUCCCUCCCCGUCUUUGCCGCCCAGUUCUCCCCCGGAAGUCGGCUGGUGAUUGACGAGGGCCGUGGACGGGCUCGCAUUGACGACUCCCAUCUCUACGGAGCGGUCGUUGCCAGCUGGGGGUUUCAUGCGGCGCUGGUCGCCGACAGUGACACGGCCGAGUAUCGGGCCUUCGGGGCCCAGCGAUUUCAGAUGGCAGCCCAAGAGCUACUCUACCCGUCCGACGGCUCUGUGCCUCAUGCGUUUCGCGGCCGUAUCACGCUGACCUCGGCGGAAGGCAGGCAGGAGGAACUACCGGACCCGGAGCACAUGUAUGUGCUGGCGACGCUGGUUCCGCGACUGGAGAAGGAGUUCCUGAUCUCGCCGGACUCGGAGGCACUGAGCGGGCAGAUGAAGCUGAUCCGGUUCGGACCGGUGAGCGCAGACCAGGCCAUGAGCCUCAUGACGCGGGCGUAUCAAGGCGGACAGCACGUGCAAGACGAGACGGUGACCUAUGUCGAGGUGGACGCGUUGCGCAUUGAUUUCCAGGAGGACGAGGAGCGAUGGCGGCGGGUGUGUAUCGAUGGCCAGAUCGUCGCGGUAGAGCCGGACGGGUGGAUGGUGGUGCGAAAGGAGCCACGGCGGAUGUUGGAGGUGUUGCGGGUGCUGUAG